Anopheles nili is the source of this 784-nucleotide messenger RNA. RefSeq names its product trafficking protein particle complex subunit 4 (gene Trs23). Gene Ontology annotation, cellular component: TRAPP complex. NCBI's taxonomy places the organism in Eukaryota, Metazoa, Arthropoda, Insecta, Diptera, Culicidae. The record is from RefSeq and is a predicted model, not a curated record. The transcript has 2 exons. Bases 3 to 656 code for a protein of 217 amino acids. Gene Ontology annotation, biological process: endoplasmic reticulum to Golgi vesicle-mediated transport.
AAAUGGUUAUCUACGGAGUGUACAUCGUCAACAAAUCUGGUGGGUUGAUAUUUAACCUGGAUCAUAACCUACCGAAGAUAGAAACGGAGAAAACCUUCAGCUAUCCACUGGAUAUCAACUUGGAGUACGAUGCUAAGAAAAUUUCCGUGGCAUUUGGACAGCGCGAUGGAAUCAAUGUGGGACACCAUCUAAUCGCCGUAAACGGAAUUCAAGUGAAUGGGACGGUAUUGGAGGAUGGUCGAGAUGUGAAGGAAUUGAUCGAAAAUAAGGACAACUAUCCACUGUCGUUGAAGUUCAGCCGACCAAAAAUGACGACAAAUGAGAAAAUUUUCCUGGCCAGCAUGUUCUACCCGCUGUUUGCAAUCGCUAGUCAAUUGAGCCCGGAACCGAAGAGCAGUGGCAUCGAGGUGCUGGAGGCCGAUACAUUCCGGUUGCACUGCUUCCAGACGUUGACCGGGGUAAAGUUUAUGAUAUUCGCUGAAAACAUGCAACUCGGCAUAGACGUACUGCUGCGGCGCAUCUACGAACUGUACGCCGAUUAUGUGCUGAAGAAUCCAUUCUACUCGCUGGAAAUGCCUAUUCGGUGCGAGCUAUUCGAUACGAAUCUGCAGGCGUUACUGGAUCAAGUCGAGAAAGGUGGAGUGGGCGGUAUUUAAAAGGCGCAUGUUUAGCUUAAGGCAGGCCGCAACACCAAAAGCCAAUGCUUUUCGACUGUUUUCGAGAAACAUUACUUUUAUUUGAUUAUGAGCUGAUUCUACAUUCAUAGGUUAAUUUAAACCAUCUC